ACGCCUCCUCAACAUAACUCAAACUUAUCCAUCACAAUCACUUUCUCAUAGUCGGGAUUAAUUAUUUAAAGACUGGAAGAAAGCUCGAAUUUAAAGUUUGACAGACGAGACAGGGGCCGUGAAGUGAACGUCACACAUUUCCGGACUCUCUGUCCAAUGACAAUGUUUCAGACCGUCCCUGACACUUCGUCUUACGUCAAGGAGGCGCUGUCAGUGGUGAGUGAAGACCAGUCUCUGUUCGAGCCUCCAUACGCCGCUGCUGCUCCUUUACCCAAGACAGACAUGACUGCGUCCGGGACUCAGGAUUACGGCCAGACGCACAAAAUCAACCCCAUUCCCCCUCAGCAGGAGUGGAUUAGUCAGCCAGUGCGGGUGAACGUCAAGCGAGAGUAUGACCACAUCAAUGGAUCCAGAGAGUCGCCGGUGGACUGCAGCGUGGGCAAAUGCAAUAAAAUGGUGGGCGGGACCGAAGCGUCUCAGAUGAACUAUACUGGUUACAUGGAUGAGAAAUGUGCUCCACCCCCAAACAUGACAACCAAUGAGAGGAGAGUCAUCGUCCCCGCAGACCCGUCUCUGUGGUCUCCGGAUCACGUGCGGCAGUGGUUAGACUGGGCCAUUAAAGAGUACGGUCUUCAGGAGAUCGACACGGCCAUGUUUCACAGCACAGAUGGAAAAGAGCUCUGCAAGAUGAGCAAAGAGGACUUCCUGAGACUCACCAGCGUUUAUAACACCGAGGUCCUGCUCUCACAUCUCAAUUACCUCAGGGAAAGUAGCUCAUCGAUAUCAUACAACACGCCAUCUCACACCGACCAAUCCCCUCGCCUGGCUGCCAAAGACGAUGCGUCUUAUGAUGCUGUACGGAGGACGGGCUGGUCGAACAACAUGCACAGCGGAAAAGGCUCUCCAACAGUGGUCUCUCAGAGUGUGUCCAAGAACCCAGAUCAGCCGCGUCCUCAGCCAGAUCCUUAUCAGAUAUUAGGACCCACCAGCAGUCGACUUGCUAACCCAGGUUCAGGUCAGAUCCAGCUAUGGCAGUUCCUCCUGGAGCUCCUGUCCGACAGCGCCAACGCCGGCUGCAUCACCUGGGAAGGAACCAACGGAGAGUUCAAGAUGACGGACCCAGACGAGGUGGCGCGGCGCUGGGGUGAACGCAAGAGCAAACCCAACAUGAACUACGACAAGCUGAGCCGAGCCCUGCGCUACUACUACGACAAGAACAUCAUGACCAAAGUGCACGGCAAGCGCUACGCCUACAAGUUUGACUUCCACGGCAUCGCCCAGGCCCUGCAACCCCAUCCCACUGAGUCCACCAUGUACAAGUACCCAAGCGAGCUGCCGUACGUGCCUAGCUAUCACGCCCACCAGCAGAAGGUCAACUUCGUCUCUCCUCACCCUCCGUCAAUGCCCGUCACCUCCUCCAAUUUCUUUGGUCCCACAACCCCGUACUGGAGCUCCCCGACGGGGGGUAUUUACCCCAAUCCCAGCGUCCCACGCCAUGCCAAUUCCCACGUGCCUUCACACCUUGGUAGUUACUACUAAACCCUUAAAUGCCAAAACUUGAACUGCACUCGAAGACGGAAAAGGGAAGGAUUUAGAUUAAAAGGAUGAGAAGGAGAAAGUCAAAAAUGGACCACAAACGGUUGAUCCUCUUCAAAAUGGAGUACUACUUAUUCAAGGACUUGGGUUGGAGUUUGUUUUGGAGAGUUUGAGCAAGUUUCUUGAGCCUUGAAAGUUGCACCGAUAGUUGCGUUCUGCCAAAAAAAAAAAAAGACCACCUGUAUGAUGUGUAAGUCGGCGAAGCGCCGAAAAAAUGAAUCACUGUAAACUCACCCUGUGUGUUAAUGCAAUUGUGAACCGAGUGUUUAUAUUGUCGGACCAAGUCCCUGCUUCCCACCCCUUUGGUUACACAAAUUCAUCUUUAUAAGUUGUGACUGAGACUCUCUCUCUCUCUAUCUAAAGCAUAUCUGGCAACUGGAAAAAAUCUUGGCAUUCAUUCACCAUUUUUUCCUCCCGAAUGGAGGACGUGGCGUCUGAUUGUUUAUUAGGAGCUUCUCAGGCUACUGGCUCAAGCUAAACUCACGUAUUCGUCUUCAGCGCUCUCUUCUGCGUCAGGAUGUGAAAGCUUCCAAUCAUAUUUACGUUUCUGAUGUCCCAUGUGAAUCAUCUCAAAACAGCCAAAGUUCACGAGUAAUUCCUGAUCGACUGAAUGUGGGCAUCAUGCAAAGUACCUCUUUAAACGAUAGAAAACAGCAGCACGAGACGAUGAAACCAGAGAUUCGCGAACGCUGUGCGUUUGUCAGACCUAUUUGCUAGUAUUUUUUUUUUUUUGAUCAAAGGUCAACUAGGCAUUAAAAGCAUCUUACUGUAUAAAUUAUGCAGAGCUAUUUUCAUAUGUGACAGUGUUAAAGAAUCAUACGUUAAUACGAGUUGACCUCGGUCAAAAUGCAAACCUUUUUUUUUUUUUUUUUUUUUUUACCAGUUACUGAAAGUAGUUUGUACUACGUAGGUGUUUUGUAUCUGUACAUAUGGGCAAUAAGUUUAUGAAUGUUUUCUUGUAUUUUUCUUGGCACGUUGCCUUGAUGAUAAGAAAGUUGAUGAUGUGUAGUUGAUAUUUUUAUUCUCUAAACACAAAAGCCUUACCAAACAUGCUCAGAGACAAUCAGUUUCCUGUUAAUCAAGUGCCAUUAUAAGGACUUAAAGCCAAAUCGUGUUAGUAUGUGCCUCAGACAGUAUUACUUUCUUGCAUUUUCCCUUGUGUUAUUUUUAUAGCAUCAAGACAAAACUCCCAGCUGUUCAUCUCUUAUAAGGGAUCACUCUCAGAUAUGAAGGAAUUGUGCUAUUUUAUAUAUGCAAGUAUUUGGAUAUUAAAUUUAUGACUAUAUAAAUAUAUAUAUGAAAAAUUGCAAUUAAUCUUUUUUGUUAAUUCAGUUGUUUCUGCAAUGUAUGAAGUAUCACCUUUUGUAAAAGGGUUUGUUGUAUAGAUAAAAUGUGAAAAAAAUAAAUGUUUUU
Messenger RNA from Danio aesculapii, 3009 nucleotides. It is a transcript of the gene fli1, whose product is annotated as Fli-1 proto-oncogene, ETS transcription factor. Gene Ontology annotation, biological process: cell differentiation; regulation of transcription by RNA polymerase II. The record is from RefSeq and is a predicted model, not a curated record. Lineage: Eukaryota; Metazoa; Chordata; Actinopteri; Cypriniformes; Danionidae. Gene Ontology annotation, molecular function: DNA-binding transcription factor activity, RNA polymerase II-specific; sequence-specific DNA binding. The transcript has 10 exons. The coding region runs from base 157 to 1539 and encodes 460 amino acids. Gene Ontology annotation, cellular component: nucleus.